AUGACUAAAUACAUUCCACUAUCAUCCGUAAAUCCUAAGUUUGAAGAAAUUGCUAGAGGAAAAGAUCGGAUAAUCAUAUAUAAUAAGUCUGAUUUGGCUGAUCAUGCAUUUAAGAAAAAUGUCAAUCAGAAUAUACUGUUUACAAAUGCAAUUCGCAAUAAAAAUAUAAAAGCAAUCAUAGAUGCUGCUGCAAAUAAAGUAAGAGAAGAUCCUAUAAGAUAUCCAUAUGUUACUGUGAUGGUUGUUGGUAUGCCAAAUGUUGGAAAAUCAACUAUAAUAAAUUCAAUGAGAAAUAUCGGCGUUCACAGAGGUAAGGGUGUAAACAUAUUAACACUUGAGGGUCACGACACUAAUACAGCAUAUAUAGCAUACAGCAAAUGCCGUAAAGCUGCGAAAACUGGAGCAUCGCCAGGCGUAACACGUAAUGUGUCCGCAACUUCAAUUAAAGUUCUUGAAGAUCCUUUAGUUUAUUUAAUUGAUACUCCAGAAAUUGUAGCUGAUUAUUUAUUAUGGAGAUUAAAUAAGUUUGGAAAUUUUAGUUAUGUUGAAAAUUAUAAAUUAAAAGAAAAUACAGAUGAUAUAAAUCAAUUAUUGCCAUCAAUAGCAAAACGUAUAGGUGCACUACACAAGCAGGGUGAAUAUGAUCUUAGACAUGCAGCAUCAUUUUUUAUUAAACAAUAUAGAGAUGGUAAAUUUGGUAACUAUACAUUGGAUGAUGUAGAAACUGAGGCUAUAAAUGAAUUUUUUAAUAAACAGAAAAAUCCCAAAGAAAUACCAUUGA
Molecule: messenger RNA, 781 nt
Organism: Entrophospora candida
Lineage: Eukaryota; Fungi; Glomeromycota; Glomeromycetes; Entrophosporales; Entrophosporaceae
Source: the annotation of a GenBank genome assembly